Camelina sativa (false flax) is the source of this 1104-nucleotide messenger RNA. RefSeq names its product fe(2+) transport protein 1-like. Gene Ontology annotation, cellular component: plasma membrane. The record is from RefSeq and is a predicted model, not a curated record. NCBI's taxonomy places the organism in Eukaryota, Viridiplantae, Streptophyta, Magnoliopsida, Brassicales, Brassicaceae. Gene Ontology annotation, molecular function: zinc ion transmembrane transporter activity. Gene Ontology annotation, biological process: zinc ion transmembrane transport.
CAAAAACAAAAGGAAGUUUAUAAAACAAUUAUAAUGGCAGCUUCGGCUACAACACUUAUGAAGCUCUUCUUCUUCGCCAUAAUUCUUAUCAGCUGUGCCGUAUCUCCGGCAAUGUCAACGGCGCCAGAAGAAUGUGAAGCGGAGUCAACUAAUCCAUGCGUCAACAAGACUAAAGCCUUACCUCUAAAAAUCAUAUCCAUUGUAGCCAUCCUCGUGACCAGCAUGAUAGGUGUCUCGGCUCCUCUCUUCAGCCGAUACGUUCCUUUCCUCCAUCCCGACGGAAACAUUUUCACAAUUGUCAAGGCUUUUGCAUCCGGAAUCAUCCUCGGAACAAGUUUCAUGCACGUGUUACCAGAUUCUUUUGAGAUGUUGUCAUCAGAAUGCUUAGAGGAUGAUCCAUGGCACAAGUUCCCAUUCACAGGAUUUGUCGCUAUGUUGUCGGCCCUCAUCACUCUAGCCAUUGACUCCCUGGCGACUAGCUUCUACUCUAGCAAGAACGGUAGUGAGAUUGUACCUUCUGCUAGUAACGGUGAUCAGGAGAGAGCCAAUCCGAUGAUAACUCAUGGUCAUAGUCAUGGUCAUGGCGUUACACUAACUAAUAAAGAUGAUGGCUCUUCACAGUUAUUGCGGUACCGUGUUGUUGCUAUGGUGUUGGAGCUUGGAAUUAUAGUUCACUCCGUAGUCAUUGGACUAUCCCUAGGUGCAACAAAUGACACAUGCACUAUAAAGGGUCUUAUAGCAGCUCUUUGCUUCCAUCAAAUGUUUGAAGGUAUGGGUCUCGGCGGCUGCAUCCUCCAGGCGGAAUAUACGAAUGUAAAAAAGUUUGUGAUGGCCUUCUUUUUUGCGGUUACAACACCAUUUGGAAUCGUUUUAGGGAUUUCAUUGUCGAGCGUUUACAGGGAUAAUAGCCCGACCGCAUUGAUCACUGUUGGACUGCUUAACGCGUGCUCAGCAGGACUGCUCAUCUACAUGGCCCUCGUCGACCUUUUAGCGGCUGAGUUCAUGGGACCAAAGCUACAAGGCAGCAUCAAGCUUCAAAUCAAGUGUUUCUUUGCCGCUCUACUUGGCUGCGGUGGCAUGUCAAUCCUCGCCAAAUGGGCUUAA